CCCUUUCUAGUAUUAUGUAUGCAAACCGAGAGCUCCGACAAGCCGCACUGACCGAGCGCGUGGGAGCGACAUGGAAGUCACUUCUGUAAAGUGAAGGAGAAAAGCUUUGGAUGUUGCAACCGUGCGCCAGAAAGCCCGGCUGAGCGCGGAUCCAAGCCAUAGGGGACUACUGUAUUCGGGGCUUGCCUGCAUUUAUUCUUCUUAAAGUAGACAGUCAUGUUUCUGAUGAUUUAUUGGGGUCUAGGCUUUUUAUUAUUAAGCUCUGAUUUUAUGAAUGCAAUAGCAUCUAAUGAAAGACCGCGAGGUUCAGAGAAAGUAAAAUUACCGGAGUUUGGCGCGUAUGAGAUUGUAACUCCGGCCAGAGUUAACGAAGCCGGUGACAAACUGCCAACGGGCGUGCACUUCAAAAGGAGAAAGCGGAGUACCGACCCAGUAACCGGCAACAUCUCCCAUCAUUGGCCCUCGCCGCACGUCUAUUAUCAAAUAUCUGCAUUUGGGCAGGACUAUUACCUUAACCUUACUCUCGAGUCGGGAUUUAUUGCGCCAGUUUACACUGUCACUGUACUCGGAGCAUCCAGCGAAAGUCGUAAUUCAAAGCAGGGGGAGGAGAACACGGAGUAUCAGCACUGCUUUUACAAAGGACAUGUGAACGCUGGACAGCAACAUACUGCAGUAAUCAGCCUUUGCUCCGGAUUGCUUGGCACUUUCAGGUCACCGGAAGGGGAAUAUUUUGUAGAGCCUCUUCAUAGCUACAAUGGUGAACAUUAUGAAGAAGAACACACCAAACCUCAUAUUGUGUACAGAAAAGAUCCCUUAAAGAGGACUUUAGAAGAUUCAACUGCAUGUGAAACUUCAGGACAUAUCGAGCCACAGAGAAGACACAGGAACAAGCUGAAGAGGCAGUUGCCCUUGAGCAUGCUGUCUGACCUGGAGACUCUUAAUUCCAGGCUCUUCUCUGCCCCAUUCCCCUCUACAGAAAACAAGCACAGCUCUGCUAAUGAAAGCAGUGACUCCAAGCCACACCGGAGAUCAAAGCGUUUCCUCUCCUACCCCCGUUUUGUUGAAGUCAUGGUUGUGGCAGACAGCAAAAUGGUGGAACAUCAUGGAAGCAACCUCCAGCAUUACAUUCUUACCCUGAUGUCAAUCGUUUCCUCCAUCUAUAAGGAUCCCAGCAUUGGAAAUCUGAUUAACAUUGUUGUUGUGAAAUUGGUUAUUAUAAAGAAUGAGCUGGAUGGUCCCACUAUCUCUUUUAAUGCACAGGCCACUUUGAAAAACUUCUGCAUAUGGCAGCAGAGUCAGAAUCAUCCAGAUGACAACCACCACUCACAUCACGACACCGCCAUCCUGAUCACAAGGCAGGACAUCUGUCGAGCACGGGACAAGUGUGACACUUUAGGUCUGGCUGAGUUGGGUACGGUUUGUGAUCCCUACAGAAGUUGCAGUAUUAAUGAGGAUAAUGGACUCAGUACAGCUUUCACCAUCGCUCAUGAGCUUGGCCAUGUGUUUAACAUGCCUCAUGAUGACAGUAACAAAUGUAAGGAAGAUGGAGUUAAGAACCAGCAACAUGUGAUGGCUCCCUCACUCAACUAUUACACCAAUCCUUGGAUGUGGUCCAAAUGUAGUAGGAAAUACAUCACAGAGUUCCUUGACACAGGGUAUGGUGAGUGCCUGCUCGAUGAGCCAGUUUCUAGGCCAUACAAUUUGUCCCAACAGUUGCCUGGGCAGAUAUACAGUGUCAAUAAACAAUGCGAACUGAUAUUUGGGCCUGGGACACAGGUGUGCCCAUAUAUGACGCAGUGCCGGCGAUUGUGGUGUACCAGUCCAGAAGGAGUCCAGCGAGGCUGCCGAACCCAACACAUGCCCUGGGCUGAUGGGACAGAGUGCUCUCCGGGAAAGCAUUGUAAACAUGGCCUGUGCAUCCCCAAAGAUCAUGAAUCAAUUCCAGUAGAGGGGGCCUGGGGAGUGUGGAGUCCCUUUGGCACAUGCUCAAGGACCUGCGGCGGAGGGAUCAAGAUUGCUGAGCGCGAGUGCAACCGACCCGUGCCUAGAAAUGGGGGAAAGUACUGUGUUGGCCGCAGAAUGAAAUUCCGUUCCUGUAACUCUGAGCCAUGCUCCAAGCAAAAGAAAGACUUCAGGGAGGAACAGUGUGCCAGCUUUGAUGGACGGCACUUCAACAUCAAUGGUCUACCUCCAAAUGUCCGCUGGGUGCCAAAGUAUAGUGGAAUUCUCAUGAAGGAUCGCUGUAAGCUCUUCUGUCGUGUGGCGGGCAGCACAGCCUACUACCAACUCAGGGACAGAGUUAUUGAUGGCACUCAAUGUGGGCCUGACACCAACGACAUCUGUGUGCAAGGCCUGUGCAGGCAAGCAGGAUGUGACCACGUGUUGAAUUCCAAGGCCAGGAGAGAUAAGUGUGGGGUGUGUGGUGGGGAUAACUCAUCGUGCAAGACUGUGGCAGGAACGUUCAACAUUGUGCAUUAUGGUUAUAAUGUUGUGGUGCGAAUUCCCAGUGGUGCUACCAACAUAGAUGUGAGACAACACAGUUACUCAGGGAAACCAGAGGAUGAUAACUACCUCGCCUUGUCCAACAGUCGUGGAGAAUAUUUACUCAAUGGAGAUUUUGUCGUCAGUAUGUUUAAAAGGGAAAUCAGAGUGGGAAAUGCUGUUAUAGAGUACAGUGGCUCCGACCAUGUGAUUGAGAGAAUUAACUGCACUGACCGUAUAGAGGAGGAGAUUGUUGUCCAGGUGCUUUCUGUAGGUAACCUCUAUAACCCUGAUGUCAGGUAUUCCUACAACAUUCCCAUAGAGGACACACCUCAACAGUUUUUCUGGGAUGCGUACGGCCCGUGGCAGGAAUGCAGUCUUCUAUGCCAAGGAGAGCGCAAGAGAAAAAUCUUGUGUAGUCGCGAGUCAGAUCGAGUGAUGGUGUCUGAUCAGCGAUGCCAUGGUUCUAAACCAGCUGUUAUUACUGAGCGAUGCAACACAGACUGUGAACUUAGAUGGCACAUUGCUCGCAAAAGCGAGUGCACAGCCACAUGUGGACUGGGCUACCGGACUUUGGACAUCUACUGCACCAAGCAGAGCAAAUUGGAUGGCAAGUCCCAGAAGGUUGACAGCCGUUAUUGCAGCAGCCAACGCAAGCCUGAUGACAAGGAGGUGUGCCAUGGAGACUGCAACCCUGGUGGAUGGGAGUACUCCCCUUGGUCAGAGUGCUCAAGGAGCUGUGGAGGGGGAACGCGUCGUAGGAGUGCAGUAUGUGGAAAGUCAGCAGAGGCUGUUGAUGAAAGCAAGUGCAACCCACAAGACAAGCUUGCAGUCCAGCCCUGUAAUGAGUUCCUGUGUCCUCAAUGGAAAACUGGAGAGUGGUCAGAGUGUUUGGUGACAUGUGGCAAGGGCUACAAGCACCGCCAGGCUUGGUGUCAGUUUGGAGAAGAGCGUUUGGAUGAUCGGUUCUGUGACUCUUCCAAACCAGAGUCAGUGCAGGCCUGCCAACAGCAAGAAUGUGCAUCCUGGCAGGUGGGACCCUGGGGACAAUGCACCACCACAUGCGGCCCAGGUUAUCAGCUGAGAGCUGUAAAGUGUGUGGUUGGAUCGUAUGGCUCCGUCAUGGAUGACUCUGAAUGUAAUGCAGCAACACGGCCAACAGAAACUCAGGACUGUGAACUCUCUCAGUGCCCUGUCACCCAUCCUGUUGCCCCAGAAACUAAAGUGAUGUCACAUCCCGUUCAUAAAACACAGUGGCGCUUCGGAUCAUGGACACAGUGCAGUGCCACCUGUGGAAAAGGCAUGCGGAUGCGCUACGUUAGUUGCCGCGACCAGCAGGGUGGAGUUGCGGAGGAAUCAGCCUGCCUUCACCUGCCAAAACCUCCUGCUAGUGAGGUGUGCUCCAUAGUGGCGUGUGGACAGUGGAAAGUUCUGGAAUGGACUGCGUGCUCCGUAUCCUGUGGUCAGGGUACAACCACACGGCAAGUAGCAUGUGUGAACUUCAACGAUCAAGUUGUGGAAUUAAGUGAGUGUGACCCAGAUGAUCAACCAGCAGCAGAGCAGGAGUGUGCCAUGCCCCAGUGUCCGUCUCGCUCCAGCAAUCAUGGGGGCUUUUCACCUAACCCUGAUUCUCGGAAAAAAGUAGUUACCACUGGACAAACUGACCGUAACAGAGCUGGCAAACCCCAAUCACAUCAGUGGAGGACUGGGCCAUGGGGGGCAUGUUCAAGUACUUGUGCUGGAGGGUUCCAGAGGCGUGUGGUGGUGUGCCAGGAUGAGAACGGUUACCCUGCCAACAGCUGUGAUGAAAGCACACAACCCAUAGAACAACGCUCCUGUGAAUCUGGCCCCUGCCCUCAGUGGUUCUAUGGCAGUUGGGGUGAGUGUUCAGAAUCCUGCGGAGGAGGGAUAAAGACCCGGUUGGUCACUUGUCAACGGCCCAACGGGGAACGCUUUAACGAUCUGAGCUGUGAAAUUCUUGACAAACCACCUGACCGAGAGCAGUGCAAUACUCAGUCCUGCUCUAUUAACCCUCACUGAAGCACAGACCAAUGGAGCUCGGUACACUCAUAAUUAUUUUAACUUUUCUCCCUACAUAAGUUCUAAUUCUCACAACACACCAAGGUUUUUUUACUCAAGACAUGAGGAAAACAAACUGAAACUCAAAAUGGUUUGAUCUUUAAGAAAGCAAAUUGCUGGUUUAACGUUUGCUGCUCAUAGGAGAGUGGUUGCACUUACAGACCUACCAAACAUGCAGUUAAAUAUUGUUGUAUAGCUUUAUCCUAACUGAAAAGUGAGCCAAUGUGGUUGUUUGAAAGCUGUUUAGCUUUUUCUUAUGUUAGGUUUUUGGGCUUUUGCCCAAUGCAGCUAUACUCGAGAUAUGUACAAAAAAUUAUCUUUGUUGUGGAUUCUGUUUAAAACAGUACAGUUGUAUAUUGCAUUUAGAAUACUUGGGCAGAAAAGCCUUAUAUUACACCACUGCAGAUCUGAAAAAUCUGGUGAAAGACAGUUAACUUUAUUAUAUUUAAACUGUCUCUGUGUAUUUCUUCUAAUAGUCUUCAUAAUCAUGAAAAUUUAGUUUUUUUUAACUAUACCUCAUGUGAACUCAGCUAGCCAUUGACCUAUUACAUUUAUGAUGGUGCUGUUUUUGGUUCAAGGGAGACUUUAUGUGAAAAUGUGUUUAUAGUUGCUAUAUUUUUGUAUAUUUAAGGUAAUUUACAAAAGUAUUUUUUUAAGUAAAUACAAACAAAAACAAAAAACAAAAAAAGGGUCAUAAUCUGAAAUCAAAUGUAGUUUUGUUCAUUUUAUGUCUUUUGAUUGCCCAGCAAUAUUAAUAUUUUUCUUGGUUAUUUACGCAGUAUUAUUUCAAUAUUGUGUAUGAUUUGUCCAACAAUGAAAAUUAUGUUCUAAUCUAGUGUAUAAAAUUCCUAGACCUAGGGUAAGCCAGUUAGUUUUGUCUCUGAAAUUUGCUUGUUGGACAAUUUUUUUUUUUUUUUGUGUCUACCUCAUUCUCAAUGAAAAGUCCCACAUCUAUCCAUUUUAUAUUUAUGGAUAGGGAUGAUAAAUGCUAAUACAGUUGUGCUCAAAAGUUUGCAUACCCUUGGAGAAUUGGUAAUAUAUUUACCAUUUUUAAAGAAAACAUGAGUGAGCAGGCAAAACACAUUUCUUUUAUUUCUUAUGGGAUUCAUAUUCAACUGUAGGUUAUAACAGAAUGGCACAAUCAUAAAACAAAACAUGGCAACAAAGAAAAAAAUUAAAUGACCCCUGUUCAAAAGUCUGCGAUCUUAAUACUGUGUAUUGACCCCUUUAGCAUCAAUGACAGAGUGCAGUCUUUUGUAAUAGUUGUCUAUGAAGCCCCAAAUUCUUGCAGGUGUUAUAGCUGCCCAUUCGUCUUGGCAAAAUGCCUCCAGGUCAUGCAAAGUCUUUGGUCAUCUUGCAUGAACCGCACAUUUGAGAUCUCCCCAGAGUGGCUCGAUGAUAUUAAGGUCAGGAGACUGUGAUGGCCACUCCAGAACCUUCACCUUUUUCUGCUGUAACCACUGGAGGGUCAACUUGGCCUUGUGCUUAGGGUCAUUGCCAUGCGCAGCUUUUGUGCCGAAGAAUGCAAAUUGUCUGCCAGUAUUUUCUGAUAACAUGCUGCAUUCAUCUUGCCAUCAAUUUUCACAAGAUUCCCCAUGCCUUUAGAGCUCACACACCCCCAAAACAUCAGUGAGCCACAACCAUGCUUCACAGUGGGGAUGGUAUUCUUUUCGCUAUAGGCCUUGUUGACCCCUCUCCAAACAUAGCGCUUAUGGUUGUGAUCAUAAAGCUCUAUUUUGGUCUCAUCACUCCAAAUUACAGUGUGCCAGAAGCUGUGAGGUGUGUCAAGGUGUUGUCGGGCAUAUUGUAACCGGGCUUUUUUGUGGCAUUGGUGCAGUAAAGGCUUCUUUCUGGCAACUCGACCAUGCAGCUCAUUUUUGUUCAAGUAUUGUCGUAUUGUGCUCCUUGAAACAACCACACCGUCUUUUUCCAGAGCAGCCUGUAUUUCUCCUGAGGUUACCUGUGGGGUUUUCUUUGUAUCCCGAACAAUUCUUCUGGCAGUUGUGGCUGAAAUCUUUCUUGGUCUACUUGACCUUGGCUUGGUAUCAAGAGAUCCCUGAAUUUUCCACUUCUUAAUAAGUGAUUGAACAGUACUGACUGGCAUUUUCAAGGCUUUGGAAAUAUUUUUAUAUCCUUUUCCAUCUUUAUAAAGUUCCAUUACCUUGUUACGCAGGUCAUUUGACAUUUCUUUUCUGCUCCCCAUGGCUCAGUAUCUAGCCUGCUCAGUGCAUCCAUGUUAGAGUUAACAAACUCAUUGACUAUUUAUACACAUGCACUAAUUGCAAUUUAAAAAGCCACAGGUGUGGGAAAUUAACCUUUAAUUGCCAUUUAAACCUGUGUGUGUCACCUUGUGUGUCUGUAACAAGGCCAAACAUUCAAGGGUAUGUAACUUUUGAUCAGGGCCAUUUGGGUGAUUUCUGUUAUCGUUAUGAUUUAAAAAGGAGCCAAACAACUAUGUGAUGAUAAAUGGCUUCAAAUGAUCACUAUCCUUAAAUAAAAGACAGUUUUUUUGCAUGAUCAGUCAUAUUUUCAAAAUCAAUGCCAAAAUUUUACAAUUUCUGCCAGGGUAUGCAAACUUUUGAGCACAACUGUAUAUCCUGUAGCAUCCACAAGCAACCAUUUAUUGAUAUCCAUACAAAUUUGUAUUGUUGUCCAAAGAUGCCAUGGUGCUAGUGUCUAUGGUGCAAUUCCCUUUCAUGACAUGGUCUGUUAUGUCAUCAGUGAUUUGAAUCAAAUGGCAGUAAUGAAGAAAUGUAUGUGCAUUUUUUGUAUAUUCUUGUAAGUAUUUGUAUUUAUUUCUGCUGCCAUACAAUGUGUCCUUAUUUGUUUGAACCUGAUGAUGAUGAUGAUGAUGAUGAUGGGCAAAUUAAACCAUUGCAAGAUUGUUUUUUAAAGGUUAUAUUGUUCUUUAUUAUUAUUAUUAUUAUUAUUACUAUGGUAACACUUUACAAUAAAGUUCCAUUUGUUAAUAUUAGAUAAUGCAUUAGGUAUCAUGAACAAACAAUGAACAUUAUAUAUAUUUUUUUUACAGCAUUUAUUAAUCUUUGAUAAUAUUAGUUAAAUAAAAAUACAAUUGUUCAUUGUUAGUUCAUGUUAGUUCAUAGUGCAUGCACUAAAAGUAUUGUUCAUUAUUAGUUCAUGUUAACUAAUGUUGUUAACAAAUGAAACCUUAUUGUAAAGUGUUGCCAUUAUUCUUAUUAUUAUUGUUUAUUAUACAAUUAGAAAAGUAUGCUACUUUUUGUCAUUAAUGAAUAUAAUUAAGUAAAUUUGUAAAUCAGUUAUUUAGAGAUGAGAAAGACUGAAUGUUGUCUUGUAUUAUUUUGUGUAAAUUCAUUCAUGAAGGAAUUUUCAUUUUUAAAAAGACAGCAUUUCACUUGCUGAUUGAGCAUAUGUACAGUAACUAAAUCAGUAUCAUUACACAUCACAGGCAUUCAAUGCACAUGUAGCCUCAAUAAUAAUGUAAUGAAUGAAAGAAGGUACUGUACAUAAUCACUGAGCUUAAUAUCUGUUUUCUCAUGGGGUUAUAACAAUCUUGUAAUUCACUUUUAGUUAUAAUGUUUUUUUAUAUGUUAUCCUGCUGCUUUUAUUUUUAUUUUUUUUUUCUUGUCUGAAUUGGACAAUUGGAUGGGGGUUGUUUUUGGUGCUCACUAACUUCAGUACCUUUAGAAGAAAUCUAUGUACUGUGUUACUUCCUAUUGGUUAGGACAGACUAUUAUCCAGACCCGAUGGUGAUCACCCCAGUGAGCGUACAUCACAAUAACAAUGGUAAGGGCGCGGGGGUCAUUGAUGGCCUUUGAUCUGUGGUUAGGCCCUUUACAGGCCUUCCCAACUCAUCUAAUUAGAAUGGACACGCUUCUCAGAAAGAGCUUUAUUCUUAUGGGAAAAAUGAUCACCAAAGCUAAGGCGCCACAAUGUUUGGUGGCUUCUGUGCUCUGGAUGUCUGUGCUAGGUAGUACUUGCAUUGGAAUGCAGUGAGGCACAUAGCCAAGUGUGUUGCCAUGUCUGGACUGAUAAUUUGUUGCAACAAUUUAAAAGAAAAACAUGGUAAUUUUGCAUGGUUCAAAGAGCCAAACUUAACAGUGUGUGAACUUAACAGUGGCAAUACGAUCACCCUUGCCUUUUUUUUAUUGCAUGCACAUGUCAUGAAUUUGACUUGAGUAAUUCAUUGGAAAUUUUUGUUUGACAUAUUUUAUCAGCAUUUUGCAGUUUACUACAAGAAGUGAAUUUUGUAUGAAGGGAACUUGCAUUGAAAUAUGUCCCUGCAUUGAAAUAAUUUUGUAUGUAAAAGUUAUUUUAGUUGGUAAUCUGAGUGUAAUUAAUCAUUGGAGCAUUCAUUUAAUAUGGUAUUAAACUCUAAACAAUGAUUUGACAUUUGAAAUGCAGCAACAAUAUGGCAGCUUUCCUCACUUUAACCAUGUCAGAAAUAAACGGUUUAUUGCCGUAAAAACACAAGAUUGAUAUAUUCCUUAAAUAUUCAUGUGUAUUGUAUGUAAAAAAAAUAUGUUUAUUAUUUUAAAUACAAAUGUAUUUGAUGAGUUAUUUGAUUUAUUAUCAUAGCAAUACUUUUCAGUUCUCUAGGACUGAUGUAAAAAAUAA
Messenger RNA from Myxocyprinus asiaticus (Chinese sucker), 9156 nucleotides. It is a transcript of the gene adamts9, whose product is annotated as ADAM metallopeptidase with thrombospondin type 1 motif, 9. The transcript has 28 exons. Gene Ontology annotation, molecular function: metalloendopeptidase activity. The record is from RefSeq and is a predicted model, not a curated record. Gene Ontology annotation, biological process: extracellular matrix organization; proteolysis. NCBI's taxonomy places the organism in Eukaryota, Metazoa, Chordata, Actinopteri, Cypriniformes, Catostomidae. The coding region runs from base 217 to 4521 and encodes 1434 amino acids. Gene Ontology annotation, cellular component: extracellular matrix.